UAGCGUUUCGACGCACUUUGUCUAGUACCUACUACUCAUCUACUCCUAUUAGUAACAGUCACACUAGAAUGUACGGCACAAGGACAAAGACUUAUCAAGGCAAGGGGGCUAAGCUUGGUGAGACCGGCAAGUUCGAAGGCGAAUUCAAGAUUCAUACCAAUGGCACAGCACCCUACCUCAAGGAGACCACAGAUCUUUUUGAUAAGCUGUAUGCUGCCCAAGAGGAGCGCGUCGCUGCCCUUCCUAAGGACCCUAUCACCAUCAUCCUGCCUGAUGGGACAGAGAAAGAGGGCCAUAAAUUUGAGACUACCCCUCUGGAUAUUGCCCUCGGUAUAUCCAAGGGCUUGGCCAACUCUGUUGUGGCCGCCAAGGUCCUCUACACAGAACCUGUUGACAGUAUGGAUCAGGUUGUUGCUGCUGAUGACGAGUCUGAUGUUGGUUCCGAUGCUGGUGAUGAUGAUGAAGAGGAGGAUGGGGUCCAAGCCAACAUGGUCAAGGCUUGGCAGAAGGAGACCGUAUGGGAUCUAUCGAGACCCCUAGAAGGCUCGUGCAAGCUUGAACUCCUCAAGUUUGAUUCCCCUGAGGGUAAAGAUACCUUCUGGCACUCCAGUGCCCAUAUUCUGGGUGAGGCCCUAGAGCAGGAGUAUGGUUGCUAUCUAACCAUCGGACCCCCUCUCGAGAACGGUUUCUACUAUGAUGGUUUCUAUGGCAACCACAAGUUGGGUCCAAAUGAUUACGAGAAAAUCGAGAAGCGUAUUGCAUCCAUUGUUAAGGAGGAUCAAAAGUUCCAAAGACUGGUGGUCACCAAGGAGGAAGCGUUAGAGCUAUUCGCUUAUAAUCCCUUCAAGCUCCAACUCAUCUCCACCAAGGUCCCAGAUGGAUCGCUGACUUCGGUAUAUCGCAUCGGCUCCCUUGUGGAUCUCUGCCGUGGUCCUCAUCUCCCUCGCACAGGAGUUGCCAAGGCCUUCUGGGUUAAUAAGAACUCGCAGGCUUACUGGCUAGGAAAGGCUGAGAAUGACUCCUUGCAACGUGUUUAUGCCAUAUCGUUCCCUACGGAGAAGAUGUUGAAGGAAUAUAAGAAGAAUGUCGAAGAGGCCAUGAAGAGGGACCAUAGGCUUAUUGGCAAGAAGCAGGAUCUGUUCUUUUUCCAUCCGACCAUGUCCCCUGGUUCCUGCUUCUGGACCAGUCAUGGUGCGGUCAUCUACAACAAGCUCGUGGACUUCAUCAGGAGGGAGUAUAGACUUCGUGGCUUUGAUGAGGUGAUCACCCCUAACAUCUUCAGCGAGGCCCUUUUCCAACAAUCCGGUCACUGUGGUAACUACAAGGAUAAUAUGUAUAGUAUGAACAUUGAAGGGGAGACGUGGUACCUAAAGCCUAUGAACUGCCCCGGCCAUUGUAUGAUAUUCGAUCAGAAGGUCCGAUCCUAUAAGGAGCUCCCCAUCCGUAUGGCCGAUUUUGGCGUUCUUCAUCGUAAUGAGCUCUCGGGUACCUUAUCUGGCCUCACACGUGUGCGGAGGUUCCAGCAGGAUGAUGCUCAUAUCUUCUGCCGCCCCGACCAGGUCCAGGAUGAGAUCACUCAUGCCUUGGAGUUCCUCAAAUUCGUCUACAACACCUUUGGUUUCGACUUCUCGGUUUGCCUCUCGACUCGUCCCAAGAAGGCCAUUGGCUCUCGAGCCAUAUGGGACACUGCUGAGAACGGCUUGAAGAAUGCUCUCGAGGCUUGCGGCAUCGAUUACGAUCUGAAUCCUGGCGAUGGUGCCUUCUAUGGUCCUAAGAUCGAUAUUCGUCUUCGGGAUGCUCUGAAUCGUUAUCACCAAUGUGGUACCAUUCAGCUCGAUUUCAACCUGCCAAUCAGGUUUAACCUGCAAUACCGCACCGCUGAGACCGAGGAAAGUGGUGAUGCUCAUUCCGUAUCAGAGGCUGCUAACAGUCCUGCUGAUGACCACCAGGAGAAGGCUGGCCAAAACUCCGCCGCUGUUGAGAAUGUCGGAAGCAAGGCUAAGGCAGAUGAGAUCACUCUAGGAGAGCUCAAGCAUGGUUUCGAGCGCCCUGUUAUGGUACAUCGUGCUAUCCUUGGUUCGAUUGAGAGAUGCACUGCAAUUUUGACGGAACAUUAUGGCGGCAAGUGGCCAUUCUGGCUUUCACCUAGGCAGGUUAUGGUCGUACCUGUGAGUGACAAGUACAGCGACUAUGCUGAUUACCUCCGGAAGCAGCUGGUGCGGUUAGGCUAUGAGGCUGAUGCUGAUCUUUCCACGAGGACUAUGAAUAAGAAGGUUCGCGAGGCACAAGUUGCGGCUUAUAACUACAUUGCCGUUGUUGGCGAGAAGGAGCAGAACGACCUUACUGUCACUCUGCGGAAGCGCGAUACGGUGAGACCGUUGGGCACGUUUGGUAUUGCGGAGAUGCUGGAUAUGUUUGAGAAGGAGUCGGAGGUGAACUCGGAUGACCUCCACACCAUUCAGCCUUUCAUGGGACGCUUGCCUGAAGCCUUGGCUAAGCUGCCGGAGCCACUGAAGAAUGAGGAGGGAUGUUGUCAUCAUCACGCUUGCGAGAACUGUGAGGGGGAGAAGACGGAGUAAAUGUUGCCAACAAGAGACAUACUGCUGUUGACGAUGGUGAAUGUAGUAUAUUCGUUUCUCCUGUCGAGGACAGUUCCUCCCUCAUCAAG
Perkinsus marinus ATCC 50983 is the source of this 2668-nucleotide messenger RNA. RefSeq lists its product as hypothetical. Lineage: Eukaryota; Perkinsozoa; Perkinsida; Perkinsidae. Bases 69 to 2579 code for a protein of 836 amino acids. The record is from RefSeq and is a predicted model, not a curated record. Gene Ontology annotation, cellular component: cytoplasm; mitochondrion. Gene Ontology annotation, molecular function: ATP binding; threonine-tRNA ligase activity. The transcript is spliced from 20 exons. Gene Ontology annotation, biological process: threonyl-tRNA aminoacylation.